Molecule: messenger RNA, 8785 nt
Organism: Paramuricea clavata
Lineage: Eukaryota; Metazoa; Cnidaria; Anthozoa; Malacalcyonacea; Plexauridae
Source: the annotation of a GenBank genome assembly
CAGAGAGUAUAAAGUGCUACUCGCAAAAUAAUUUUGGGUUUUUAUAUUGUCCUCCUUCCAAGUUUGUAAUAGAUUGUAUAAAGUACAUAUGAAAUAAAAAAAGAAAUCAUCAAAGCAGAAGAAAGCAGAGCAUCCGAUUCGCAACAGGAGGUCCUUGAUUGUGAUCACGAGAUUUGUGGUGUUAUGUUGCAAUUUGAUCAAUUUUAAUACAUUUUAUAUUCAGGAAUUUUAUAUUUGCAAGGGCGUUCUCAACUCAAAGCGAAAGUCGUAUAUACACAGAUACACUGACUAUCGAAGACUAUUUAUUCAAAAUACUUAUAUCUGUUCAUUCCUUUCCUCAAUCCGAAGAUACGCAAAGGCAUUCUGAUAUCUGCAGAUGACGGUAAAUGUGGUAAGUCGCAAUUUUAAAUUAUAAUGUAAUAUUUAUAUUCAAGGUUUGAACCUGUUCUCAAAGCGAAAGUCACACAUACGAUUGACAAUCAAAUACUGUUCAUUCAUUCUUUCCUUUUCUUCAAAUGAAAGACACUAAAAAACAUUCUGUCAUUCUGAUUUCUCCAGCCACUUUGAUAUCAGUGUCUGCAGCAGACAAAUUCUUGUAAACUCUGUAUGUCGCAAUUUUAAUGCAAUUUUAAAUUCACUGCUUCACGAAAGUCAUACAGUAUGCUGUUCAUUGAAACCAAUUAUUUACGCUCAUUCCUUCACUGAAAUAAAAAAUAUUUCAAAUUCUUGAGGCCUAGCUAGAAUACAUAUAACCUAGAAUACAUAUAAUUAAAAGAUCAACUGAAAUUCCUCAAAGAAUCAAACAUUAAGACUUCAAUUCUCAUGAUAUUGAUAUUUACUGAUGCAGAACUGAUGUUUAACAACAAUAUCUGAUUGUAUUUUGUCUUCUACCAUAGCCGAAGUCUGCUGAACGAUAGCUGAGUACACCAUCUUAAGUCCGUAUAUGUUCUGAAGUUUCUGAGAAUCAGUUGAACUUCUGAGAAACAGAGAAAUGUGACUAGAACACUAACGCAAUGUAGUUACUGGGCCUGUUGACUUGCAUGUUUAUUGAAGGAACGUAUAGUCAAUUGUCAUGGCGUCCUACGACACUGGUUAUGAAGAUGAACUUUUUCAGUAUCCCGUUGGUCCGAGUCUUCACUGUUGUAUUUGUACCAAUGUCAUCAAAGAUGCAGCCAUGUGUCAUAAUGAACACAUCUUCUGCCGAACUUGUAUCACCAGACAUCUCAUGAACUUUCAGACAUGCCCAACAUGUAUGCAACCACUCACUGUCGAAACACUUAGACAAGCACCUCGGGGUAUAAGAAACUUGCUGUCAGAAUUGAAAAUUCGAUGUGAAUUCUUCAAUCGUGGUUGUGGAAAGUUUAUUGAACUGGGAGAUCUUGAAAGGCAUGUUGCAGAAUGCGGGUUUGCCCCAGCAGUCUGCUCUAACGAAGGAUGUCAACUUGAGGUGAAUAAACAAGAUUUACUUCAUCAUGAAACUUCUGUGUGUGAACUACGAAAAGUUCAAUGUCAUAACUGCAAAGAAACAAGGCAAGAGAUUGAUACAGUGAAAGUUAAUUUGGCAGCAAUGAAUGAAAAGUUGGACAGAAAUGAGGGAAAGUUCGACAACGUCAAAGCAGUGGUGGAAAAUGUGGCUGCAAAAGUUGAACUGGUUCAAGAACAACUUAACAAGCAGGAAGAAAGCAAUCGUCAGCUUAAGGAAGACAAUGUAGAAAUGAAGAAAAGUUUGAAUGAAAUGACAAAAAUGCUGGAAAGAAUGACACGACAAACAUUGCAUGAAGUUCAGGCUGAACAUACGAAGAAAGAAAUUGCAGAAGCUGAUCGAAUGGACAGAGAGUUAGAUGUUGUUGUUGCUGGAGGCCAGAAUUAUGGAAGUUUGAAUUCAGUGGAAAUGUUCAGUCUGGCAACUGGAAGAUGGACACCACUACAACAAAUGAGAGAAUGUCGCCUGGGAGCAUCUUCAGUCGUUUACAACAAUCACAUUUUUGUCAGUGGAGGUUAUACUCGUACUAACUGGUCCAAAUCCAUUGAAAAAUUGUCAUUGAAUGCUGUUCAAGCUGGCCAGUCCAUACCUUGGGAAAAUGUUCCUGCUGAGUUACUUGGACGGUUGGUGGGACACCGCAGUGUAGUUUAUAAUGGACGGUUGAUAGUGAUUGGAGGUUAUGAUGCUGAUAAAGCUGGAUAUUCUGAUAGUAUUACUGAGAUUUCCAUUGUUCCACCUUAUUCCACUAAACUGUUGGCUACCUUGCCACACAGAAGAUGCUAUUGUGGUGUUGCAUUGUUUGGUGAUAAGGUCUUGAUUGUUGGAGGGAGAGAAAACGCGAACAGUAACUCAGCUGUCAGAAAUGUUGUCAUGUAUGACAUUACUAAGAAUGAACAUCAGGAGUUAGGACCCCUCCCUUACUCCGUGUAUGAAAUGGCCACGGUCAAGUGGGGUGAUGACAAUGUCAUGAUGAUGGGAGGCAUUGACACACGCGAUCAAAUAUUAAACAAAGUUUUACUGUACAACAUCAAGACCCAGAAGAGUCGUAUGUUACCAAACAUGAAGUAUAAGAGGAAAGGAUGUGUGGCUGCAGUUGUCAGAGACACUGUCAUUGUCAUGGGAGGCAAAGACGAAGGAAGAAAUUACUUAAAGUCUGUAGAAAGUUUUAGGUUUGAUAGCAACACUUGGAAAAAACAUGCAGAUAUGCAUGAGGCAAGAUGCUGGGCUACUGCAGUUGUAUGCUAAUGAUGUCAUGUAUAUAUUAAUGUUAUUAUAAAUAUUAUAUGUUAUUUUCAAUCACAAUGCUGUUAAGGUUUGUUCCAAAAAUGUUGCUUUUGUGAAACAUCUUUUUAUAAUUGUGACAUGCAUUUCCGAGAACAACGAAAUAGACACAAACAUGUUUGCAUGGUGUUAAAUAUGAUUGUUUUGUGAGAAACACCAAGUAUCUUUAUUUGGGAAAGCUUUUGAUCUGUAAGCAGAAUUCAUUAUUACUGCAAAUAAUAAAAAAAACCGACAUUAUUUGCACCGAUGAACAUCUGAGCUUGCAGAUCAAAACACAAGGUAUUCAAUAAAAAUAGCGAACACCCCGAGGCUACGUUUCCACUAUACCGGAUAGCUUUCCAUAGUGGCGCGAAAAAACACCUAUAUGGUGGCCGAGCGUUGCCACUCGUUUUUUUUUGUACAUUUUACAUUAUUUUAAAGAUUUUUUUACUUUUUAUUUUUUUAAUUAAAAUGAAAAAUAAAAAUAAAUUAAAAUGAAAUACAAAAUAAAUUAAAAUGAAAUACAAAAUAAAUUAAAAUGAAAUGCAAAAUAAUUUACAAUUAAAAUUAAAGUAAAAGUGAAUUUCACCAUGGCCGAGGGCUGCCACUACCAAAAUAUUCUUUAUAAUUUUUUUUUAAUUAAAGUGAAAAAUAAAAAUAAAUUAAAAUGAAAAAUAAAAAUAAAUUAAAAUGAAAAAUAAAAGUAAAUUAAAAUGAAAUACAAAAUACUGAUUUACAAUUAAAAUUACAAAGUAAAAGUGAAUUUCACCAUGGCCGAGGGCUGCCACUACCAUAAUGCACAGCGACCCGAGAGCUGACUCAUUAAAAUUCCUUUGUUGUGACAAAAUGGCGGGCAAUUCUGAUAUCAGAGAAGCACCUUGGAAAGAUGAUGAAAAUCUUAAAGAAGCUUUGUCAAAUUAUGUUCAGCAAGGAUUAAAAAGAAGUGAGGUACUAGACUUUGUUACUCGCGACUUUCCUCAAUAUACGUGGAGUCUCAGGUCGCUCGAUAGACGUCUUCGCCAUUUCGAGUUGUUUUAUAAUGACCAAAAUAUUGGAGUCUCGGAUGUAAUCGAAGCGGUGCAAACUGAAUUGAACGGCCCGGGUAUGCUUUUAGGUUACAGGGCCAUGCACAAAAAAAUCAGGAUAGAACAUGGUCUUAAUGUUACAAGGGAUAAAGUCUAUGAUGUGAUGACCGAGCUUGACCCAGAGGGACUUGAAAUCAGAGGUGGCGUUGGUGGCAAGAAGAAAAGAAAGAAGGGGCAUUUCACGACAAAGGGAACGAAUUGGGUGCAUGCACUUGAUGGUCAUGAUAAGCUGAUGGGAUAUCAAAAUUCCACUUUUCCAUUGGCUAUCUAUGGAUGUAUUGACACUGCCAGUAGAAAGCUGUUAUGGUUAAGAGUUUGGAUAUCCAAUUCUGAACCAAAAUUAAUUGGGAAGUGGUACCUUGAAUAUCUCUAUGAAACGAGAAUAAUAUCAGCCAUGCUGCGAGUGGACAAGGGUACUGAGACUGGUGUCAUGGCAACCACACAUGCUUUUUUACGAAGUAAACAUGGAGAUAUGGAUCCACAUGAAACUGUUGUCUAUGGCCCUUCCACCUCUAAUCAGGUAAAUUUUCUAUUUAAUUGCUAAAAUUUAUUUUUUAUUUCAUUUUCUACACAUACUUUUUCAAACUGGCACAUACUCAGCAGCAAUCAUGCAAGCCUUUAAUAUUGAUUAUAGACCCAAUGGGCCAUUCCAUUUAAUAUGUGCACCCCCCCCCCCCGCCCCCAUUGAGGGGUCUGGAAAUCCUAUGGGGAGGGAGGGGUUAAUAUUGGUAAUUUCCGAGGGGGUAAAUCAGUCGGUCCCUUUGAUCUUCGAACAACAUAGGCCAAUUUCCAAGGGGGGGAAUGUGUCGGCACUUUGAUGUUCAAUUUCCUAAGGGGGUAAAACUUUUAAGGACCCCUCAAUAGGGGGGGGGGGUGCACAUAUUAAAUGGAAUGGCCCAAUGUACUUAAUCACGGACAAGAUUUAAUUUCAAUUCAAUUUUUUUUCAUAUCAUUAGCACUGAUGAAGAUCCGGGCUUACGGAUCGAAAGCUUUGCAGUAAUAAAUUUACGUGGUGUUUCCACAAACAAUAGUAUUAUAUGUUUAAUCGCCAUGCAAACCUACAAAGAACGUAUUACUCACCUGGGACACCUGUGCCCGGGCUCUGUAGAGCGUCUUGUUAAGGUUUAAUUUUAUGCUGCUUUAUUACUUUAAGAUUGAAAGGUGGUGGAAGGAGUUACAUGAAAGAAUGGAAAAGUAUUUCAAAGGUCAUUUGAGAUUGCUUAAAGAUCAAGUUAGGUCACUAUGAUCCACAUAAUGAGACCGACAGGUAAAAAUAUUAACAUUUUUAGUGGUACUGCACCCAAGUGUGUCCUACUUUGUUGUUUUACUCAGUUUAACACAAGACAAUGAGAAAAUUUGCUUGUCAAAGGGAUAAUACUGGUUCUUAAUGGGUUUGCUUGAAAAAUAAUACACACCCCUUGACAAAUUAUGACAUUGGGUCAUUCCAGAAAGCAUCCAUAUAUCUCCCUCACAGAGGGAAUUGGAAGUUAAUUAACCCCCCAACAUGUACCCCCUUCUUAUUGUAUAUGUCCUAAGAUACAUACUAAAUUGUUAGAAACAAAAUUCUCCCCCCCCCCCCUUCCCCCCUUCUGGAUGGCAGAAGUCAGAGAGUUUGGCAAAGACAACGGCAACAUGGUCAUCAACAUAGCAUUGAUCCUCAUAGACAAAGGUGAAUGUAAAUUACAUGGUCUUUAAAGCAUUGUGCAAUGCCAUAGUUGAUGAAACUAGUGUGUGAUUUGCAUCAUUUUCACGGUGCAUGACUACGGCAACAGUUAAUUCAUUCAAUGUUAUUUGAGGUGUUUUAUUUGAAUUUGCGAACUAUUUUUAUUUAUCAGGGCUGUUUUAGAGGAGCAAGAAUACUUAAAGAGGCAAAUUAAGUGUAGUAACAUAUACUUUGGCUGAAAUACAAUAAUAUAAGCACUUAUAUUAGCAAUUAUAUUUUUUCGCCAUUGUCGUUGCCGUUCUAGGUUGCCAAGUUCUCUAUCACCUCCUUGGGGGGAGGACAAGUUUACUCAUCAAAAGGAGACUGCUGUCAAAGUGUUAAGACAAGCAAUAUUGGUUCACUUGUCAAAUUGGUCUAAUUUUGGAUAAGUUCUUAAUUAAUUAAAUUAUUGACCUUAAUUUUAUUUAUGUUUCAAGAAUGCUUCUAUCUUUUGUUAUGAUACCAUUGGUUCAGAAAGAACUGGAUAUUUUUCGAGAGACUGUGUGGAACACUCAUAAAAUAAGAGCACAAAAGGAUGCAGUAUUGCCAAGUGGGAUUCCUAACCACAUUUAUAGCUUUCCAGAUGAGUAUGGUCUCAAAGAAUGUGGUAAGUUGUGCCCUGCUGUAUGUACCUUAUUAUUCUACUCUGUCUAAUGCCACAUGAAUUUUCUUGUGAAGGAUAGAGUCAUGCACACUAAAAUCGUACAUUGCAGCUUAGACACUACAUCAAUAUAGAGUUAUCUAACUUGCUUGCAGCUAAAAAAGCUAUUUAUAAUUACGAAGUGCAAUCAAUUUGAGCAAUAAAGAGAGAGAGAGAGGACAGCAUAUAUGGAGCCAAGGGCGGAUUUUCAUAUUUUUCUCUGGGGGGGGUGCAAAAACUUCAGGGGGUGGGGGUGGGUGGCAAUGAUCUUGUGCAGGGGCGGAUCCAGGGUUUUUGAUGACCGGUUACUAGGUUCACCCAACUAUGCUCCCCCCCGGAAAAUUUUUAAAUUGGGGCUCCGAAACAGCAUUUCCUGCAUUCUGGCGUCACUUUUUAAAUUAAUUUUAUUAAUGAUUAGAAAAUGCAUGUUUUUAAGUGAAUUUUUUACUAAUACGCAGCUCAAACAAUGAAUUGAACCUUUUCUGAAGUGUAUUAGCUAGUGCCUAGUGAUAAAAAUAUAGGAUCUGCUAAUUGCUGACACAUCGAUUUAGAUCUACACGCUUUCAAUCCAACUCUAACGACGAACUAAAACCCAAACUGCAAGAGCGUGAAUGCUUCCCAAUCAUUUCCUGAUUCUCAAUUGCCAAAGCAAUGAUCAGUGGGUCUAAAUACGCUCAGUAGUCCAUAAUCAAAUUUCAAUAAUAGAUUAGACAACAUCCAUUUUAUGAAACAGAAUAUCCUUUAAAUUAGUUAUAUACAUUAUUACAUGGAAGGUUAUAGAUUUUCUUUCUUUGGAAAAUCUGACAGGUUUAUGUACACCUGUCAAACCUGUCUGAAUCCAUUGUCAAUGUGCGAACGCGUGGUGCCGAUGAGCACGUGAACUUAUUUUUUGUAAGUCAAGUGUGUUUUACUUUUACGUUAAUAUGCUGCAAAAAAGCAUAUAUAGAAACAUGUUGAUUUUAAUAUUUCUAUCUUACUUAACGGUAGUUUAAUUUAAUGCUUUUAAAUUUUGGCAGGGACGGGGUGCACAAUUUCUCAGGGGGGGGGGGGUGGAAAUUUUUUUGGGGGGGUGCGCAUCCCCCAGAAAAUCCGUCCUUGUAUGGAGCACAUAUGACCAUUCUGUAACCUUUACAUAGUACCUUAUUUUACAGGCCUAAAAGUAACUGAAGAACAGCUGAAGGAGGCAGCUACCCUAUCUGGCAUUUUGCAAGUACCAGAUGACUAUUUGGAGCCAAAUGUUAGAGCAGAAUGUGAAAGACUGAUCCCUGAUCAUGACACAAUCAAACCAAAUGAAUGCCAAGAUGCAUACUUAUACUUGAAACAACAUUAUAAUAGUUAAUUUUAACAUGUCAAUUUUAAUGUUCUUUAUAAUAGAUGUCUAUAGAUGCAUGUCUGUGCAAUCAAGAUAUGGAAGAUGACUUCCUUGAUGCCUCAUUUAGAAGAUGUGAAUCGCUUCUACCAAAAACAGAAAAAAUAGAACCUAAAGAUUGUGCAUCUGCAUUCAUAUAUCUCAAAGAAAACUUUAACACAACAUUGUAGAUGCUACAUAUAGAUGUAAACUAAAUUUAAAUUCAUUUUGUAAAUACAGAUUUAAACCAAAUCCUUAGAAACAUGGUAGCAACCAGUCUGGUUAAGUUCUUAAUUUAAAGUAGUUCAAUAACUUCUGAAAAUUGAUUUGAUGUUUGUUGUUCUCAUGUAAAGUUUAAACAAAAACAAUCCUGGAUAGAUGGAAAGAAAAACAAAUGGUGAUCAAAGUUUGUUCGUUCACUGCAACCAGGUAUAUCAACCAUGUUCUCGCUUGUUACUCCGGUUUAAAUAAAUGAUUACAAAGCCCAGUCGAAUUGUAAUCAAGACCCAACAUUUCGACACUCCAGUCUAGUGUCUUCAGGGGUGAUCUGAAGUUACAAUCGUUGGCUUCUUAAAUACCCAAGGGAUGACGUCACCUGCCAAUGAGAUGCAUGUAUCCCUCUGGUAAAUAGGCACCGUCAUCCCUAUUCAAAGCAUGAUUACUCAUAUUUAUAUGCCAUGCUUCUAGGCAUAGUCUUUGACUAGUGUGGCAUAUAAAUGAGUAAUCAUCCUUUGAAUAGGGAUGACAGUGCCUAUUUACCAGAGGAAUACAUGCAUCUCAUUGGCAGGUGAUGUCAUCCUUUGGGUAUGUAAGAAGCUACAUUGCAAUUUUAGAUUACCCCUGAUGAAGACACUAGACUGGAGUGUCGAAACAUUGGGGUUUGAUUACAAUUCAAAUAGGCUUUGUAAUAAUUUAUUUAAACCAGUGUCGCAAGCAAAAACAUAAAUGGUGAUCAAUCUUUAUUGCAAACACUAGUCACCAAAAGUGGUAAAAGACAUUGGACCUACUAUGUUUUCCAACUGUUAAUUUAAGACUUGAAUUAAAUUGCCCAAUGUGUUCAUAAAAGUUUUUUUAUUAUAACCUGGUGUUAAACAGAUGCUUGCCCAGUCACUCUUUGCUACCACAUUACUAGGGAUGCGAUUUAAAGUCUGAUAUGUUCUUAAAAGACAUUAAUGAAUCUUCUAAGAGUAACUAACAGAUAAUGUCGAUAAUAUCAAGUUUUAGGUGUCCUUGUUAUACACCAAACUGAAAUAAGAACAAUGUUUUA